GUUUCCCAUCUUUCGAAACUCAAGCAUUCCCUCGGAAUUCCUUCGUUUGGAACACGAUCCACGGCGGAGGUGGCCUAUAAUGGUAUCGCUGCCUACACCCUCCAUUCAGGUCGGCCGCCAAAAUGGGUCCAAGCGCGCCACUCCCACUUUUGUUAUUGAUCGUCUCUUUCGUGCUCGCCUCCCGUGCGCAUUACGUCUGAAUGGAACAUCGAUUGCAGCAAUCCACCCCAAUUGAUACUGGGGCCAUCGCGAUGCUAUAAGAGGAAAAUCUUGGCGAUAACUGGUACCCGACAGCCGAAGCUGGGAAUGGGCGCGAGCAAGGAGGAGGGGGAAGGAGCAAAACAAAAUUGACAAUGUCCAGUUCGCCCGGCGGGGCAAUCCCACAGACAUCCAACCCGGCGACAGCAACAGCGAUCUCGGCCUCGAACGCAGUUAACCCACCGCUGGAAGCGAGCCCGGUCUCCGAUCGAGCGGCUCAGCAUGUUCACUAUGCGGCGGAUAACGACCUGGCCGUUGGCCAUGACCCAAAUCCUUCCGAUCCUACCAAUCGAAUCGUACACCCUAUCCCCGACCUCUCGCGUUCCGACAGCGCCCUGACCGGCGACAUUCCCACGUCUCCCUCCAUCAGGAGGAGGAAUACGCGCGUGAGCACCCACAAGCCCGUACAAGACUUCGAUGACUUCGAAAGCCGCCCUGGCUGGCAUCCCGGUGCCGAACCUGGCGUCGACCCCACUAAGCCAGACGGCGGCCAUGCCUUGAGGCCAACCCUCUCCGCCCCUUGCGAUAUCACAGUUGUCGACUUUUCACACGAAGAUAUGUCCAUGCGGCGCUUCGACAAUGACAGCCUGAUCCCCUUCCUCAAGCUGCCGCAGCCAGCAUGGGCGAGAUGCCGCUGGAUCAAUGUCAAGGGCCUCAGUUGGGACGUCAUCCAGGCCUUGGGCCAAUACAAAAAGCUGCACAGGCUUGCAAUCGAGGACAUCAUGAACACGAGGAACAGGACAAAGGCUGAUUGGUUUCCCACCCACGCUUUCAUCGUUUUGACCCUCCACAAACUGGUCCACCUUUGCAAUCCGGAGGCGAAGGACUCCAGCGACUCCAGCGGCGAGGACGACGCGGUGAGUCAGUCGAGCAGACGGAGCCGUCGGAGCGGGCGCAGCGGGCGGAGCGGGCGCAGCGGUCGUGCACCAGGGGGCAUCGCGCGGCGUUUUAGAUCCAUGCUUGACUGGUCGAGACACGAAAAGGCUGCUGAAGGAGGGCUCGAGGACGGUGAAUAUUCGGGGUAUUCGAGCUCCCAGCCUACGGGGUUCCCAGACGCCCCUGCGCCCACUCUAGGGGGCUUUCGGACCAUCCAGGGGUACCACUCGCCCGUAAAUGAUGCCCGCAUCGCCUUCCUGGAAAGGCACUCGGCGUUGGCAGAGAAGGGGCUUUCCGUUGCUGCUGAGCAGGUGUCCAUCUUUGUCACCAAUGACAACACUGUCAUCUCCUUCUUCGAGCUCUCGGCGGAGGAUAUCGAGCAGCCCAUUAUCCGCCGCCUCCAGACGCCCGACACAGUCCUCCGACAAUCCUGCGACGCGUCCAUGGUCGGGCAGGCCAUCAUCGACGCAGUCAUCGACCUGGCCAUACCCGUCACUGCCUGCUAUUCGGAUGUCGUGGCAGACCUGGAACUCGACGUCUUGACCCGGCCGGACAUUGGCCACACCAAGAAGCUGUACAUCAUGAUCGCCGAGAUCAACAAGCUGUUGAGAUUCAUCAGCCCCAUUGCCAAUCUCAUCAAUGCCUUGCGCGACCACAAGACCGACUUGACGCAGGACGCGGCCAUGAAUGCGCUCCAGAACCCGCUGGAAGGUGUCAUCAUCACCCCGAUGACGUACAUAUACCUCGGAGACGUGCUCGAUCACUGUGUCCUGAUCACCGAGUCUCUCAACCAGAUCCGGAGCUCCGCCGACGGCAUGAUCGACCUGAUAUUCAACACCAUCUCGGCCUCGCAGAACGAGUCGAUGAAGCAGCUUGCCGUGGUCAGCAUCAUCUUCCUCCCCCUCACAUUCUUGACCGGCUAUUUUGGCCAGAACUUCGAGCCUUUUGGCCAGCUUGAACGAGGCAUCUCAUUCUUGUCAGUGCAGUCCAUCUUUCCACACGAUCCACUAACCAAUAUAUAUAUACUUGCUGGGCGUGGUUAUGCUGACAUAUAGCCUCGGCCCUUCAGUUGGAUCAUUGGUGCUCCCAUCAUGGUCGCGACCAUUCUCGUUCUGAUGAGGCAGACCAUCUGGGACUACAGCAAGGGUCUCGUGCAGCGGCACCAUGUCGGCCGUUUGAGGAGGAACAGGAGGAGAGAGAGGAAGAAGCGAGCUUGAAGAAGCCUGAAAUGCUGUGGCUUUUGGUGGCUGGUUGAAUUCAGCACCAACUUUGCCAUCCCGCCCCCUUUAUUGUCCGCCUGAAAAGGCUGGCAUGCAUGUUGCAACAUCUAGUACUGAAUGUUGAUACUCAAACGUGCCAUCUCCAUAUCUUAGCUCAUUGAGCGCGAGGCGAUAAUUACCAGAAAUGAUUUAUUAAUUAAUUACCUGCAAU
This is a messenger RNA of Phialemonium atrogriseum, 2565 nucleotides long. RefSeq lists its product as uncharacterized. The transcript is spliced from 2 exons. Bases 354 to 2189 code for a protein of 611 amino acids. Gene Ontology annotation, molecular function: magnesium ion binding; cobalt ion transmembrane transporter activity; magnesium ion transmembrane transporter activity. Gene Ontology annotation, biological process: transmembrane transport; metal ion transport. The record is from RefSeq and is a predicted model, not a curated record. Lineage: Eukaryota; Fungi; Ascomycota; Sordariomycetes; Cephalothecales; Cephalothecaceae. Gene Ontology annotation, cellular component: plasma membrane.